UUUAACCUUCAGUUUUCAGCUCAGCUCCCUGCAGAAGGACCGUCUGUGUGUGUGUCCCAGCAGCUGUGUUUUGUAUUGCUUUUAAAUAUAUAUAUAUGUGUGUGUGCGCGUGAGGGAGUGUGUGUUUGAGCCCACAGGACGGGAAACAUGAGGCGUCUGCUGCUGCUGCUUCUGGGGCUCCUGCUGCUCCACGAGGGCCGCUGCUUUGAGUUUGUAAUCGACGGAGAAUGGGAGGAUGAGCUGACACAUGUUCAUGAUCAUUAUGAGAGAAACAAGAGAGCGAUAUUGACCAGCGAGGAGCAGGAAGACUUUGAGGCCAUCCGUGGAGAUGACAUCACCGUCAAGAGCUACAAGGUGGAGAGCCGCAUCACGUCGCGCUUCGCCCACACCACCGUCAGGAGCUCCGUGGUCAACUCGGGCUCCAAAGCUCAAAGCAUCGGCUUCAACGUCCAGAUCCCCAAAACAGCUUUCAUAUCCAACUUCACCAUGAAUGUGAACGGGAUUACAUUUGUGGGCUCAGUGAAGGAGAAGACAGUGGCGAGGAACCUUUACGCCCAGGCCAGAGCCAGAGGCAAGGCAGCCGGGAUCGUCAGGUCGAACUCCCAUUUAGAGACCUUUAAGACCGAGGUCCAUGUUCCCCCGGGCAGUAACAUCGAGUUCGAGCUCCACUACCAGGAGAUGAUGCACAGGAGGCUGGGCUUCUACGAGCACUCGCUAUUCCUGCAGCCCGGGAGACUGGUGCCUCAGUUCCAGGUGGAUGUGUACAUCUAUGAGCCGAAGGAAUUUCCAGAGUAACCGACCGAGCACCUCGGAGAGAAUUUUGCAAACCUGAUCAAAGUGACACAAACAAAAGAAAAGGCUCAUAUUGCCUUCAAACCAAACCUGCAGCAGCAGAGAAAGUGUGACAACUGCACAGACAGCGCUAUAGACGGCGCCUUCACUGUAAGAUAUGAUGUCAACAGAGAGAGCAAUGCCGGGGAAUUACAGGUCUCAGACGGACACUUUGUUCAAUUCUUUGCUCCUACCAACCUCUCUCCUCUCCCUAAAAACAUAGUGUUUGUCAUUGAUGUCAGCGGAUCCAUGUGGGGAGUCAAGAUGAAGCAAACAGUGGAGGCCAUGAAGGCUAUAUUGGAUGACCUGACCAUUGAUGAUCAAUUCAGCAUCAUUGACUUCAACCACAACGUGCGCUGCUGGAACGAGGAGCUGGUCCACGGAUCCUCCAUUCAGGUUGCGGAUGCCAAGAAAUAUGUCCAGAACAUCAAACCCAACGGAGGUACCAACAUUAACGAGGCGCUGAUGAGGGCGGUUCAGAUGCUGGUGAAGGCGUCCAAUCAGGGGCUCAUCGACCCUCGGUCUGUCUCUAUGAUCAUUCUGGUGUCUGAUGGAGACCCCACUGUGGGCGAGAUCAAGCUCAGCGCAAUCCAGAAGAACGUGAAGCGUGUGAUGAGGGAGGAGUACUCUCUCUUCUCAUUGGGUAUCGGCUUUGACGUGGACUAUGACUUCCUGGAGCGGAUCGCCAUGGAGAACAGGGGCAUGGCUCAGAGGAUCUACGCUAACCAUGACGCUGCAGAACAGCUCCGGACAUUUUACAGCCAGGUCUCCUCUCCUCUGCUGAGACGAAUCACCGUUCAGUUCCCAGAAGACACCGUGUCCGACGUUACCCAGAACAGCUUCGACAAAUACUUCAGCGGCUCGGAGAUAGUGGUGGCUGGAAAGGUGCUCCCGUCCGACAGCAACACCCUGACCAGCUUCACCACCGCAUCUGCCGCCCGCCUUGACAUCACCCUGGAGACAGAGGCCGACACCUUGGUGCUGGACCAGGAGCUGGCUAAGCAGCAGCACUCGUUCACCGGCUUUGCAAAGCAGCUGUGGGCCUACAUCACUGUGAAACAGCUGAUCUCUGAAAGGUCUUUGGCUCCGACCGCUGUUAAGAAGAGGAAGAUCACACAGCGGAUCAUGGCGCUGGCUGUGGAGCAUCAGUUCGUCACUCCUCUCACCGCCAUGUUGGUGGAGAGCGAGGACGCCACAGAGAGGCUGCUGGCUGACUUCCCCAAAGACCCUAAACAUGGCUGCUGCUCAGGAAUGGGAGGAGGACCAGGAGGAUCAGCGUCCUCUAAUCUGGCUCCAGUCCGUGUCGUCUACGAGCCUCCACCCUGGGUCCAGAUGCCCACACCGGCUCCCCCGAGUGAAGCCGCCAAGGGUCCCGAGGAGCAAACAGUACCUCACAAGGUCACCUUAGUGGACAACGACCCUCACUUCAUCGUCCACCUGCCUAUAAGUGACACGUACGUGUGCUUCAACAUCGACUCCAAACCUGGUCACAUACUUAACCUGGUGUCUGACCCUGGAACAGGUUUGCUGGUAAAUGGUCAGCUCGUUGGCUCAAAGCAGAUGAAAAAGAACAAACUGAACACCUACUUCGGCACCAUCUUAGUGUACUAUCAGCCCGAUGGAGUCAGUGUGACCAUCGGCACCGACAGCAUCACCAUGACUGACGGCAGGAACAACAACUCCUUCACUUGGGGGGCAACAGCUGAAAUCAGACAGGACGGUGUGCGGAUUUCUAUCGUAAAGAACUCCCAUGUUUCCAUCGUGAUAAACAAUAACAUCCAGAUGAUGGUGUUACUACACCGAGUGUGGAAGAAAAAUCCAAUUAGCGUUGACUUCCUCGGUAUCUACAUUCCCAACGACAACCAGUACUCCCCUCUGGUCCAUGGACUCAUAGGACAGUUUCACAGAGAGCCGGAGCUAAACGUGUUUAACUUUCAUGAAGGAGUCGACCCUCUGAAGAGGGAGGCCACCAUGGAUGUGAAGGGCAACAGGCUGCAAGUCACCAGGGGCUGGCAGAAGGACUACAGGUUGGAUAAGAAGCACGGCUCAAAUGUCUACUGCUGGUUCAUUCACAACAGCGGGAAGGGCUUCAUCGACGGCCACUACACCGACUACAUCGUCCCCAAUCUCAACAGCUUCCUGCAGACGCACUGAGCAGCUCCAAGAGAUGUUCGAGUAUUAUUUGCUGCGAUUAAUCCCAUCCGUCAUUUACCUUAAAAAAUGAAAAAAAAAAGGAGGUGUGUGCGUCUACAUUUCCUGGAAUCAGUUUCUUUUUAAAAUAAUAAUAAAUGUUUCUUUCCUGUUUAUGUUUUUCCAAAACAUCCGCAGAAGUCACUUUGCAUCAAUUUAUUUGGAGAAAAUGUACAUCUACAAAUUUAAGAUCAACUUGAUACAAAAUAAAAAAAACACAAGUUGAACACA
Messenger RNA from Labrus bergylta (ballan wrasse), 3252 nucleotides. It is a transcript of the gene itih2, whose product is annotated as inter-alpha-trypsin inhibitor heavy chain 2. Lineage: Eukaryota; Metazoa; Chordata; Actinopteri; Labriformes; Labridae. Gene Ontology annotation, molecular function: serine-type endopeptidase inhibitor activity. Gene Ontology annotation, biological process: hyaluronan metabolic process. The record is from RefSeq and is a predicted model, not a curated record.